Molecule: messenger RNA, 1038 nt
Organism: Peronospora belbahrii
Lineage: Eukaryota; Oomycota; Peronosporomycetes; Peronosporales; Peronosporaceae
Source: the annotation of a GenBank genome assembly
AUGGGUCAGGAAUGUAUUGAGUUUAUUGCUAUAUGUAGAACGCUCAAGUUAGAGCUAUUAGAGCUUCUUCGUACCAAGUAUCAACUUCCUCAAGAAGCUCUGGAAUGGGUAGACGAAAUGGUAGAGUACAAUUGCAUUGGUGGCAAACUGAAUCGUGGUCUAAGUGUCAUUCACUGCACAAAGGAGAUGGCACCAGACAAAAUCCUUACACUAGAGCUUAAAGAGAAGGCAAGUGUAUUGGGAUGGUGCAUUGAGUGGCUUCAAGCGUUCUUCCUUGUGGCCGACGAUAUCAUGGAUGAAUCCAUCACGCGCCGUGGAAAACCGUGUUGGUUUCGUAAGCCACAUGUAAAGAUGAUUGCAAUCAAUGAUGCAUUCUUGCUCGAGGCAUUUGUCUUUCAGAUCCUCAAGAAGCACUUUGGCUCUGAGCCGUUUUAUUUAAACUUGGUUGAUACCUUUCACGAUGUUGUCUUCCAUACGGAGAUCGGACAGCUUCUAGAUUUGACGUCCCAGCCUUUAGACGGUGAAGUGGACCUUGAUCGUUUUACUCUUGAGCGUUACCGCCAGAUUGCGGUGAACAAGACGGCAUACUACACAUUCUACCUCUCUGUUGCGUGUGCUAUGUUCCUGAACGGAGUAGUUGAUGAAAGAUUGCACGAAGUAGCCAAGAACAUUUGCGCACAGAUUGGCGAGUACUUCCAGAUCCAGGACGAUUUCCUAGACUGCUAUGGUGAUGAAAAAGUGAUUGGCAAGGUAGGCACAGAUAUCCAGGAUAACAAAUGCAGCUGGCUGGUUGUCCAGGCUCUUGAGCGUGCAACGUUGGAGCAAAGGAAGACCUUGAAAGAAAACUAUGGCCGCAACAACCCUGACGCCAUUGCGGCUGUCAAGAAGCUGUACAACGAGCUUGAUCUCGCUGCAGUUUACCACCAAUACGAGGACGAGAUGUACAAAACGAUUGCUGAGCAGAUAGAGCAAAUGGUGGUAAUGCCGUCAGAGGUCUUCACAUUUUUGGUUAAGAAAAUCUUCAAGCGUGAUAAGUGA